Messenger RNA from Hemibagrus wyckioides, 4245 nucleotides. RefSeq names its product DENN/MADD domain containing 6Aa (gene dennd6a). The transcript has 20 exons. The record is from RefSeq and is a predicted model, not a curated record. The coding region runs from base 372 to 2177 and encodes 601 amino acids. NCBI's taxonomy places the organism in Eukaryota, Metazoa, Chordata, Actinopteri, Siluriformes, Bagridae. Gene Ontology annotation, cellular component: recycling endosome. Gene Ontology annotation, molecular function: guanyl-nucleotide exchange factor activity.
AGCAGUGCGUCUACUUCUUGUCUAAAGUAUGACGGAACGAUUAAUUUAAACGGCAAGUAUUUAUAAUGCUGUUGUUAUAAUACUGCUAAAAAAUAUACAACGUUAUAAUGUGUUGUUGGUGGUGUUAGCAAUUUCGCGCAUGCGCAGAACAAACACACACACACACACACACACACACACACACACACACAGUACGAAUCGUGUUUCCAGUGACAAGGAGCGCUGCGUCGGCUACGUAAGAAGCGUAACCUCGGUCAGGAAUGCGCCUUUGUGUUCGCGGCGUAAGCUCCGGUUCGUUCUCGGUGACUUGAAGUCAGAAGUGACGGUAAGUGAUCAAGCGAAGAAUCCCGUGGUUUUUUUACUCGGCGAGUAUGGCUUCGCAAGGGUCGGAGGAAAUAUCGGAGCAAACCGAAGAAGCCGAGCCCACGCAGGACGAGGAGGAUUUGCGCAUAUCUCCAGCGGAGGAGAUGCCCGCUGACGGGCCCGGGGAUGGCGAGCCGGAGCAGCUGCUGCUGCCUUGGGACCGCUUCUCCGCCUGGCUUCACUGCAUCUGUGUAGUCGGCUUCGACCUGGAGCUCGGACAGGCCGUGGAGGUUAUAUAUCCUCAUCAUUCCAAACUCACAGAGAAAGAGAAAAUGAGCAUCUGCUACCUGUCUUUUCCGGAUUCUAACUCAGGCUGCUUAGGGGACACACAGUUUUGCUUCCGGUUCCGGCAGGCGGCGGGCAGGAAGUCCUCGAUCAGGUGUUUUCUGGACCACUUCGACCGAGACGCUCCGGUUUGCCUGAAGAAAGACCAGGGACAUUUCUACGGUUAUGUCUACUUCAGGCAAGUGAGAGACAAAACACUGAAGAGGGGCUAUUUUCAGAAGUCUCUGGUUCUCAUCAGCAAGCUUCCUUACGUCACCUUCUUCCACUCCCUUCUGAAACUCAUCGCCCCGGAAUAUUUCGAGAAACAGGAGCCGUGUUUAGAAGCUGCUUGCAAUGACAUAGACCGGUGGCCAACACCAUAUCCAGGGAAGAUCUUAUCUCUCCCGAUCAUGGGCGUCGUCAUGAAGCUGCGAAUACCGACAUGUUAUGACAAGCCAGGCACCUCGCAGCUCGUGCAGUCCAACUCGAGCGACAGUCUGGUGUCUGUUGUACUUCCUACCAUCCAUGAAGUGGAUCUCUUCAGGUGUUUCUACCCCGUGUUCUUUCACAUCCAGAUGUUGUGGGAGCUCGUGCUGCUCGGGGAAGCGCUCGUCGUGAUGGCGCCCUCGCCGGCGGAGUCAUCAGACACGGUGCUGGCGUUAGUCAGCUGUAUUGCCCCGUUACGGUACUGCAGUGACUUCCGGCCCUACUUCACCAUCCACGACAGCGAGUUCAAGGAGUACACGACUCGAACCCAGGCUCCGCCGUCUGUCAUUCUGGGCGUGACGAACCCUUUCUUCGCCAAAACACUUCAGCACUGGCCUCACAUCAUCCGCAUAGGAGACAUGAAGCAAACGGAAAUGGCCAAACAGAUGAAGGUGAAGAAAUUAAAGAAUCUGAAAACUCUGGACUCCAAACCAGGUGUGUACACUGCGUACAAGCCUUUUCUGAACAAAGAUGAAGACAUCAUUAAGCAGCUCCAGAAGGGAGUUCAGCAGAAACGUCCAUCCGAGGCCCAGAAUGCCAUUUUACGGCGAUACUUCUUGGAAUUAACCCAGAGCUUCAUCAUUCCAUUGGAGCGCUAUGUGGCCAGUCUCAUGCCUUUACAGAAAAGCAUCUCUGCCUGGAAAAGUCCUCCUCAGCUCAAGCCGUUUGUACAGGACGAGUUCAUGAAGACUCUGGAGAAGGCCGGUCCUCAGCUCACGUCUCGCCUCAAAGGAGACUGGAUUGGUCUUUACAGGCAGUUCCUCAAGUCGCCCAAUUUUGACGGCUGGUUCAGAAACCGCAGGAAAGAGAUGAUGCAGAAGCUGGAGGCCCUGCAUCUCGAGGCGCUUUGUGAAGAGGAUCUACAGCUGCGGGUUCAAAAACACACCGAAGUGGAGACGGUCGAUCUUGUUCUCAAGCUGAAAGAUAAACUGACACAGGCUGAGCGAGAGCAGCUGCCGGUAAGAGCAGGGACGCUGGCCAAACUUCAGGCCCACAUUGACUCUAUUAUCCUCUCGCUUCCAGAUGACCUGCAGGGCAUCCUGCACAAACCGGCCACGCCCUGACCCCUAACACACACUCGACUACAGAAACGAGGGCGAGGCGACUGAGCCAAUCACAGUUUUUGGGGGGUUUAACACCAGAACUAAGCUGUGAGCUCAAUUAUUUUGCAGGUGCAGUUUCUCCUACAGAUCUGAGGUGAGAGGAGGGUCGAGCUGUGGUGCAAUGCUGGCAUUGCCGGAGCCCAGAAGAGGUAGAACCCGGCCCGAUGACGUUCUCUGCACUGUACGUGAAGAGAGCUGUUGGGAAUGUGCUCAUUCUUAAUAUUGAUGACUUUUUGUUUUUGUCUCUCACUAUGUGAGACCGACAUCUUGGAUUCUUGUUUUUAAACACGACUGCCUGGACGUUUUUUUUCCUCUUGAUGAUCCGAAUUAACCAUGUAAUGAGCAUACAGAAUGAGUCUAGCGAGACAAAGCUUGAAAAUUGUUUAAUGCAGUGUGAGCUAGCUUUGUUUUAAAUAUGGUUUAAGCAUGGAUUUAGGAUUUCUGGUUCCCUCUGUUGUACAUCUGAAAGCUCAGAAACCGGUCCUUGAGUGAUAAAAAAUAUAACUUGUACCAAGCCUGGAAUGAAGGGACGUGGGUUUGAUGAAGCUGAUCAUGAUUUAAUCCAUCACAUGAUUUCCCCCAGAGUGAACGACACUAACAGAACACACACAGGACAUGUGUUUUAAGAAAUUGAUGAUGAGUAAAUCGUCUGAUUUUCUGAAGGAGGAGGUGCUGCCCAGCAUUAAUGCCUUUUUAUAAAGCAUCAGCAGGAGAAACCUUAAGAAUAUGAUGUUGGUCCAAAGUCUUAUAUGAGAAAAAUGAUGUAGCUUUUAUUUCCAGAUUGAUUAUGAUCCCUGAGUAUUUUUUUUUAUCAUAAUAAUAAUGAAUACAUUCAGAGCAACAGCAGUCAUUGCCUAGUGCACAGAUUCCCAUCCUCUACCCUGAACAGUUUCAGCUCUAAAUGAUUAUUAAUAAUGAACACGACUGAUCUAGUAUAAUAAUGAACAAAUAAUGAUCUAAUUAACAGCCCUUUUAAAGUGAAGUGGUUGUGUUGGAGCACUAAAAUGUUCAGGAUAAUCGGUUCUCAAGAGACCGGGGUUUAUCCUAGGCAGAUGAUGUGUUUGUGAAAGGGCGCCCUCUGGAGGUUAGGUUAGUAUAGAAAUAUUUAUAAUGAUGUACUGCUGAGUCUGCUGUACUGCUGUAUUCGGUCUAACACGCGAAUCCGAUCUCUUUGCUUUUUCAUUACUACUCUCACGUCUUUAUAUCAGACCCACUGAUUCUGAUCAUAUUUAAGUAUCUGACUAGAAGUGCGUGAAAUAUGAAAAUCGACGACGUUGAAGCGUUCUUCUAUCAUGUGCCUUGAGAUGUGAUGAGGAGCGAGACGACCAAAGAUACUGUUCUAUCCGGGGUGGUUUAUUAUUUAUUUUUAUUAUUAUUUUUAGCACAGAAUCAUUGACUGACACCUGAAGAAAUACUGUCACUGUUUAUGUCGCGUCACCUCUGAAGUGGUUAAGCGAUGAUGAACCUGGUUGAAGAACGAGGUUUAGUUAUUCCCUAGCUCCAUGGACUGUAGCUGGUUUGUAGGCUUGGAGACCCAACGCUUGGCGGAUAUGAGGAGUGGCUUUUGGUCUGAGAGACAGCAGAACGGGCCGUACCACUGAUCCGGUCAUUAUUAGUUGGUGCAAAACCUGUAUAAACUGUCUAUUAGGCAACCACUUGUGUUUUUCUACAUACAGAGGAGCUUAUUUUAACAUGCUUACAUUUUUAUAUGAAAGGAAAUUGAUAUUCUCUUGUGCAUAACACACACUUGUUGAACAGUAUUUUGUAACACUGGUAUUUUUGAUCCUGACAAUUUCUACAGUUAUGUAAUAAAGUCCUAAAAGGGCGAUGAACGACUCGGUGUAUAGAGAAGCACAGAUAUAACAUGUGUUUGCGCCAUCUUCGAUAUUUUGGCAUUAAUAUUUUUCUCUAUCAAAGCCAUAACCACUAAUGAUGUUGCAUAGACUUUGUGUAACGUAACGUUUACACGUUGCCUGUCUCCAUGUGUUUUUUGUUUUUUUAAAACUGUAAAUAAAUAUGCACAAUCAGA